CGAAAUGUUCGUGUAAAUUGGAAGAAAAAGAAUAAAAAAAGGGAGAUGUCACCUGCUGAGACCCGAUCCUCACGCAUCUUCUACGUUUGAAAGAUCAUCUACCAUCGUCUUCCUCCUUCGAUCUCGAUCGAGAUCGUUGAAGGUUUCUCUUUCACCCUCUUGCCGUCGAUCAGACUCAGUCAUCGAAGUUUUGUUUUGAGGUUUUACUGCUCCAAUUUGAUCGCCGAUGGAGUCCUCCGGCGGAAGUUUGGGAUCCCAACGUAGCCGGUCCGCUUCUCCCAGCGACAGCUCGUCGAGGAGGUACAGUCUACAGCUCACUCCCUCCAAUUUCAUCCGCGCGCGGCUUUCGGAUGCGUUGGAGCACUUGGGGAUUUUGCGCACGACGGCGGGUCAUGCGGAGGAGGCGAGCUCGGAGGCGUCCGCGUUGAUAGGCCGUGAUUCCGGACGGACCACCGGUGUGCCUGCGGCAUCUAUCGGCAGCGAGGGUGAGGUGGCGAUUCGAAUCAUUGGAGCGGGAGAUCAGGAGAGUCUGCGGGCGGGGACGAGCGUGCCGCUGCCUCCUGCUGCGGGAACUGGGACAGACGGGGGUUCCGGUGGGCCUGGUUCUCCCAUUGAGUCCAUUUCUUCCUCACCGGGAAGACAAGUAGGAGGUGAAGGGAGUGGCGAUGAAGUUGGUGAGUCGGCUUCAUCAGCAUCUUCAUCGCCGGCGUCGUUCUCGUCCGCCGGUGGUAGGAGUGUGGAUGGAGAGGCGAACGCCACUGGAGGCACUAGUAGAGACUCUGUGUAUCAGAGAUAUGAUAUACAGCAAAUAGCAAGGUGGAUCGAACAGAUACUACCAUUCUCGCUAUUGCUCUUGGUGGUUUUCAUCAGACAGCACUUGCAAGGUUUCUUCGUAACUAUUUGGAUUGCUGCAGUGAUGUUCAAGUCUAAUGAUAUUCUGAGAAAACAGACUGCUUUAAAGGGUGAGAGAAAAAUAUAUGUUCUUUUUGGGAUUACCUUCAUCUUCAUAAUUCAUAUAUUCGGAGUAUACUGGUGGUACAGGAAUGAUGAUCUUCUGUACCCACUGAUCAUGCUACCCCCGAGAGAGAUACCACCAUUUUGGCACGCCAUCUUUAUCAUCGUGGUCAAUGAUAUUUUAAUGCGUCAGGUAGCCAUGGUUCUUAAGUGUUUGCUGUUGAUCUGCUACAAAAAUAGUAGAGGGCAUAACUAUCGAAAGCAGGGGAAAUUGUUAACGCUUGUUGAAUACUUCCUGCUACUAUACCGCUCUCUCUUGCCAACACCUGUUUGGUACCGGUUCUUCCUGAACAAGGAAUAUGGGAGCCUGUUCUCAUCCCUCACUACAGGGCUAUACCUGACUUUCAAGUUGACUUCAGUCAUUGAGAAAAUUCAAUCAUUUUUUGCUGCAUUGAAAGCCCUAUCACAAAAAAUAUAUUAUGGUUCUUAUGCAACUACAGAGCAGGUAGUUGCAGCUGGUGAUCUUUGCACCAUUUGCCAAGAGAAAAUGCAUGCUCCUAUCUCACUUCAAUGUAAACACAUUUUCUGUGAGGACUGUGUCUCUGAAUGGUUCGAGAGAGAACGGACAUGUCCAUUGUGCAGGGCUCUGGUUAAAACAGCAGAUCUCCGGUCAUUUGCGGAUGGAUCUACCAGCCUAUUCUUCCAACUUUUCUAGUUCAGGCAUCAGCAGGAUUCACUAACACUGUCGGGUACUCAUCUCCCGGGAUACUAUUGGCAGGUUCCUCAGAUGCGAUGCAGAUGUUCUAACUGUAACCUGUCAGGCCUGUUUCCUGCUGCUGAUACAUUCGAUACAGCUCUAUCUCUCGCUGCAGCUCAUGUCGAUAUUGUUGUGAUGAAUAUAUAUGCCUAUUUGUCAGCAUUAUACAUGGUAUUUUGCCUCGCCUUCAGUGGCCAUAGAAUAUUUUCAGCAUGUAUCUGAGCAUAAAAAAUGUUUAAUUUGUAAAUAAGAGGAUUGUGCAAAUCUGUAGCUUCAAAUGAUGUGUUACAAGCAUGUAAUGUUACCAGAUGUGCUCAUGCUAAAUAGCCCAAGAUGGCAAAUAAAAAUUGAGCAUGUGUGAGAGGUAAUGCAAAAAUUAUAUAAUAGAUGUUAAGAGUUGAUAA
Molecule: messenger RNA, 2115 nt
Organism: Zingiber officinale
Lineage: Eukaryota; Viridiplantae; Streptophyta; Magnoliopsida; Zingiberales; Zingiberaceae
Product: RING finger and transmembrane domain-containing protein 2-like
Exons: 8
Coding region: 227-1669 (480 amino acids)
Biological process (GO): positive regulation of ERAD pathway
Molecular function (GO): ubiquitin protein ligase activity
Source: RefSeq, a predicted model, not a curated record